GUCUGUCGUUCUAAUCUAACCUGCGUCACUACGCACUGUGUUACCGAUUUUCUACCGAGAUUUUUGUGACAAGAAUUUUUGUUUGUACAUCUAUAAUGUUCUAAAAACGAUUAGUCUGAUUAUGGACGAUUGUAGUGAAAAUUGUUUUUGUGCUUAUCUGCAAGUUACAUAAGAAUAUCAAGAAAAAAAUUAUUAGAAGUAUUGUUGUCGACGAAAAAAACUAGCUUAAACUUUAUCAUUCAGUAAAUUGCUAUCGAGAACAAUGUCACUAAUUAUGUUACAAGGCCUUCUUCAGGCUGAAAACAAUAUAGUGGUAGUAAAACGUUAUUUGUGCAAAUAUACUUGUCAAGAUCAGUGAGAGUUGUUCAAAAACUCCAUCAGCUCGUCUCUACAGGAGCUGUGAGCUUGCGACACCGAAUGGUGAUAGUACAAGCGACAAGUUAAAGUGCGCGAGCGAAAAUAAUUGUUCAUAUCGCUUGAAAAAUAAACUACUUACACGAGUUAAAAUAUCUUCAUACGCGUAUGCAUAGUAGUUGCGCAAGUGAACGAAAAAUGACACUUCGCAGAGUUUAUUUUUUCGAUCUACCUUACGACCAAAUUGCACCGGUACUCAAUUUCACUCCGAGCAUGUCGCUGUCACAACUUUAAGGUGGCAUCUAAAUCAAGUUUAAAUGUUGAGCUUGGACAUGGAGCCGAUGAUGAUGAGAUCGACGGCGUCGUGCGACGGCUGCGCCGACAGCGAUCGAGACUCAGACAACAGCAUGAUUCUGGACCCAGUGACGAUUGACAAGGUCGAACGCUUAGCUUCGCCCUUGACCCUCGGAUCGUCCCAGUCUACUUCGGGCCGAAACCGUAACCGCAACAGCUUCAAAAAAUCUUACUCGAUGAUUUCGUCUAGCUCUAAGAAUAGUUCCAAUAAUAAUAACAACAACAAUCAUAACAAUAAUAAUAGCCCGAGCUCGAACUACUCAUCGGACAAGCUGUCCUCGUCGUUAAUAAAGCCGCCCUACUCUUACAUAGCCUUGAUCACAAUGGCGAUUCUGCAGUCGCCUCAAAAAAAGCUCACCCUCAGUGGCAUAUGCGAGUUCAUCAUGUCGAGGUUUCCUUAUUAUCAUGAUAAAUUUCCCGCCUGGCAGAAUUCCAUAAGGCAUAAUUUGUCGCUCAACGAUUGUUUCAUCAAAAUACUCCGGGAGCCAGGCAAUCCUGGCAAGGGUAAUUAUUGGACUUUGGAUCCUCUAGCGGAGGAUAUGUUUGACAACGGCAGUUUUUUACGUCGGAGAAAACGUUACAAAAGACCAUCACCUCACUACGUUCUGCGGGACAGGGCGUUAAUGGCCACAUUUGCCAUUUGCGGUGACAGAGGUCCUUGUCCUGGUGGAGGUUUGCCAGCCGGUAUACCAUACCCAGGAGCUUACUUAGCUCCUCCAGCUGGUCUUCCGAUUAUGGAUUUUUCAGCGUCAGCAUUAGAAGCCUUGAAAAUACGCGGCUUCUUGGAGCAACAGCAGCAGCAUCCGCCACCGCCACCUCUUUACAAGCCAGUGCCGAUCAGUGUACCUUCAUCAGUUAGGCCAGUUAUGAAUAAUAAUGCCAGUGCCUCUGCGAGGACGAGUUUAGCGGGAUCAACGACUACGACGACGCCGUCGGCAGCCACAAAUAUUCUUGUAAACGAUAAGAAAAGAAGUUUUAGUAUUGACGCCAUUAUUGGCAAGCAAGUCGCAGUGGCGAAUCAUUGCAACACAACCGAGCCAAACACGAUCAGCGGUUUACUAGAUCUUAGUCCGUCGGAGCAUCGCGAAAUCAGGAGUCAAGCUUCAGCCUUUUCGCCGCUAGUGUAAAGUUUAUUCAAACGCGCAAUUCUGUUGUCGUAUCACAGAAAGACGUUGCUGAACGCGAAGCAUGUUCUAGUGGAGAAUCGAUGUUACUAUGGGCCAAAGAUUGUAUGUAUUAUUAUAUGUUUAGUGAAAUUAUGAUAUUGGUAAAAUUAUAUAUAUGGUGUAACCAUAUAAAUUAAUAUAUGAUUGAUAUUUCUAAGACAAAACUUGAAAUAAUGCCGAAGUUGUAAAAACUAUCCUGAAAAAAUUAUUUAUUUUACCAAACAAAGUGAUAUUGCAGUCUCGUUUUUCCAACCGAGCACUGAAAAUGUAUAUUGGUAUAACAUUUUUUCUAACAGAUAAAAUUAGCUGAAAUUCGAUCCAGUUAUUGAAAACAAUUCAGAGGACUCCACAGGGCAGUUUUUCGAAAAUUCGUUUAUGAAAAAAGUUAUGGCAAUUUAUAUUUUCAGUGCUCGAUCGUUACAAACGAGGUUGCAGCAUCAUCUUUAAAUAGUGCAAAAUAUCAAAUGCAAGAGUUGUUCGUUUAAAUACGAUAUCUUGUCAUUAUGUCCAAAGUUGAGAGGCUCGUUUGAUAUCCAUAAUUAGUUCGAAAUUUUUUUUUUAAAUUAAUGUUUAUCAAAUAUUAAAAUCUUAUUGAAUAUUGAACUAGUAUAAAAAAUG
Messenger RNA from Trichogramma pretiosum, 2492 nucleotides. RefSeq names its product forkhead box protein D1. The transcript is spliced from 2 exons. Gene Ontology annotation, biological process: cell differentiation; anatomical structure morphogenesis; regulation of transcription by RNA polymerase II. The coding region runs from base 672 to 1835 and encodes 387 amino acids. NCBI's taxonomy places the organism in Eukaryota, Metazoa, Arthropoda, Insecta, Hymenoptera, Trichogrammatidae. The record is from RefSeq and is a predicted model, not a curated record. Gene Ontology annotation, molecular function: DNA-binding transcription factor activity, RNA polymerase II-specific; RNA polymerase II cis-regulatory region sequence-specific DNA binding.